This is a messenger RNA of Trematosphaeria pertusa, 1200 nucleotides long. Its product is annotated as acyl-CoA dehydrogenase NM domain-like protein. The coding region runs from base 1 to 1200 and encodes 399 amino acids. The transcript has 9 exons. Lineage: Eukaryota; Fungi; Ascomycota; Dothideomycetes; Pleosporales; Trematosphaeriaceae. The record is from RefSeq and is a predicted model, not a curated record. Gene Ontology annotation, molecular function: acyl-CoA dehydrogenase activity; flavin adenine dinucleotide binding.
AUGGAGAUUUCCGGGUUCACCCAAGAGCAGCUCGAUGUACGGGAAGCCGUCUCGAAGAUAUGCUCGAAAUACCCCGACGAAUACUGGAUGGAACACGAUAACUCCGGCGAAUAUCCCCACGACCUGCACAAAGAUCUUGCUAAAGAUGGCUGGAUAGGUAUUGCGCUGCCCGAAGACCUUGGGGGUGCCGGCUUGGGGAUUUCGGAAGCCACCAUGAUGCUCCACACCAUCGCGGAAAGCGGAGCUGGGAUAGCGGGAGCUCAGUCGAUCCAUGCUAAUGUCUAUGCUACACAACCCGUUGCUAAAUUUGCUACGCCCGAGCAAAGACGACACAUGCUUCCGGACUUGAUCUCAGGAAAGACGAGGACGUGUUUCGCCGUGACCGAACCAAACACCGGCCUCGAGACCCUGAAGCUUCGUACGUUUGCCAAAAGGGACGGCGACAGCUAUCUGAUAUCGGGCCAAAAGAUAUGGAUAUCUUCUGCGCAGGUCGCCACCAAAAUGGUUCUCCUCGCUCGAACAACCGCACUGGAGGACGUUAAGAAGCCAUCCGAAGGCCUCAGUCUCUUCUUCAUUGACAUCGAUAAAGCUGCCCCUGGUAUCGAGUUGAAACGAAUCAAGAAGAUGGGCGGACGAGCCAUCGAUGCUAAUGAGGUCUUCUUUGACAACUUCCGCAUCCCUGCUGAUACCCUCAUCGGCAAGGAAAGUCAAGGCUUCAAAAUUGUGCUCUACGGCAUGAACGCUGAGCGAUGUCUUCUUGCUGGGGAGGCUCUCGGCAUCGGCUAUGCAGCGCUGAAGAGAGCAACCGAUUAUGCUCGUGAACGAAACAUAUUUGGUCGGCCAAUAGGACAGAACCAGGGCAUUCAGCAUCCCCUUGCCUCGGCGUACAUGCAUCUUGAGGCAGCGAAGUUGGCCACAUAUCAUGCCGCGAAGCUUUACGAUAAUAGCGGAAUAGAUUCUUCUAUAACGCAGCACGCUGUUGGAAUAGCAUGUAAUUCCGCGAAAUAUCUAGCUGCAGAGGCUGCCUUUACUGCGUGCGAACGGGCGGUAUUGACGCAUGGUGGAAUGGGUUAUGCUCAAGAGUACCACGUCGAGAGAUAUCUUAGGGAGGUUUUUGUUCCUCGUAUUGCUCCUGUCAGUCGAGAAAUGAUCAUGAACUACAUCGGCGAAAAGGCUUUAGGAUUGCCCCGCAGCUAUUGA